CUAUUUGCGAAAUCAGAAGAAGAAGACGCAAAACGAAGCCAAAAAGCAAUGGCGGUUCCGGGCAGGGGUUUAGUGGAGGCUGACGACAACGAUGACGAAAACGCUCUCUUUGAAGAAGAGGGUUUGGAGGACCUCGACUCUCACGCGCCUCCUCACCUACGCGCCAUCGCUGACGCCACUCAGCUCGGCGACCUCGACGCCCUCCGACUCGCUCUCGAUAACUUAGAAGGCAGUAUUGAUGAACCAGUGGAAGAUGGGGACACAGCUCUGCAUCUGGCUUGUCUCUAUGGUAAACUUUCUUGUGUCCAGUUGCUUUUGGAGAGGGGGGCAAACUUGGAGGCUAAGGAUGAAGAUGGAGCUAUUCCUCUGCAUGAUGCUUGUGCUGGGGGAUACACUGAGAUAGUUCAACUUCUAGUUAACAGUGCUAAUGACACCGAGCGUGUAAAGAGAAUGCUAGAAGCAGUUGACGCUGAAGGUGAUACUCCUCUGCAUCAUGCAGCCAGAGGUGAGCAUGCUGAUAUUAUAAGAUUGUUGCUGGCUUCUGGAGCUUCUCCUACAAGGGCAAACCUGUAUGGAAAGAUCCCAAGUGAGUUACCAGAACCUAACACAGAAGCCAAGGGGAUUUUGGAGGCUGCUGCUGAUGCUAUGGCAUGCCAGUAGGUUUUACUUGCUGCAAAAAAAAAAAAUUCUAGAUUUCAUUUAGGUUGUGAGACCCGCUUCUUUACAUGGCUUCUAUAGAUCAGCAACACCAAAAUGUGAUUCAUGGCCAUUAUUAUGAGCUUCAGAAUUUAGAAUAUCAAAUAUAUAAAUCAGCACAUUCUCUUCCUAUUCAA
Messenger RNA from Rosa chinensis, 833 nucleotides. Its product is annotated as poly [ADP-ribose] polymerase tankyrase-1. The record is from RefSeq and is a predicted model, not a curated record. The transcript is spliced from 6 exons. The coding region runs from base 49 to 660 and encodes 203 amino acids. Gene Ontology annotation, biological process: positive regulation of protein catabolic process; protein ubiquitination. Gene Ontology annotation, molecular function: protein binding. Lineage: Eukaryota; Viridiplantae; Streptophyta; Magnoliopsida; Rosales; Rosaceae.